UUUAAAAUAUGAAAAGGACUAAGGAAAGAAUUGAUUUUGCUCAUCCAGCACAUAGAGAAGGCAUCUCAGGGCUUACUUAUUUUGAUGGAGAAGAUGACGUCAGGCCAGCUAGAGUCAAGCAACAGAUUGAAGAGACCAAGUUCUGGAUUGAUAGACAGAAGGAAGAGAAGAAAAUGAAAGAUGAUAUUGAUAAGAAAGAAGAAAUGCUUUAUGGGAAACAAGACAUUGCAAAUAAUAUCCUACUUGGAGGAUCCCAAGAUAGCCUCAUGCAGAAUAGAAGGAUGAUAGCUAAGUCUUGAGCUGAUACAAAUAAGGAGUUGUUUAAGGAAAAGAAGAAUAGAGAUAAGAACGAUAAAGAUAGAGAAAAUAAGACUGAUCAAGACGAUCUUAAUAAAUUCACUCUCUCGAAAGAAAUCAAAUGGUCAGCGUAGAAUUUCAUUAUUA
This is a messenger RNA of Moneuplotes crassus, 444 nucleotides long. The record is from the annotation of a GenBank genome assembly. Lineage: Eukaryota; Ciliophora; Spirotrichea; Euplotida; Euplotidae.